Sinocyclocheilus anshuiensis is the source of this 1133-nucleotide messenger RNA. It is a transcript of the gene pusl1, whose product is annotated as pseudouridine synthase like 1. Bases 192 to 1052 code for a protein of 286 amino acids. Lineage: Eukaryota; Metazoa; Chordata; Actinopteri; Cypriniformes; Cyprinidae. Gene Ontology annotation, molecular function: pseudouridine synthase activity; RNA binding. The record is from RefSeq and is a predicted model, not a curated record. Gene Ontology annotation, biological process: tRNA pseudouridine synthesis. The transcript is spliced from 9 exons.
CAGCGGCUGGGUUUUGCUUUCAGGCACUCUCUCUCACAUGGCUGUUGAACAUGACUGGUAUUGUACGGCGUUAUUAGGCAUAUACAACAACAUCUGAUGAAUAUUUAUUUAUUGACUUCCGUAGGAUACAUCCGCCACUGCUUUUCCAAUCCUGUUAACGACUUGCACUGACAAACAAUACAUCAGGAAACAUGCAAAAAUCCGCCGCCCGUUAUUUAAUCUUUUUCCAAUAUGCAGGGACCAAAUAUAGUGGCGUGAUGAAAACAGCAGCAGAUCAAGCUGUAGAGGGGGUUGAGAAUCAUCUAGAGAGUGCUGUGCGGAAACUAAAGCCGGUGAAUGAGGUGUCAGUGAUGAUCUCCAGUAGAACAGACACUGGUGUGCAAGCCUUGUGUAACUCUGCACACGUAGAUAUCCAGCGGAGAGGAGACAAGCCACCACUGCUGGAGCAAGACCUGGUUGAUGCCCUGAACUUCCACUUGAAAGCAGAACCUAUAAGAAUCACCAGGGCUUACCGCGUCCACAGCGACUUCCACGCACGCUAUCGGGCCGUAUCACGCACAUAUGUGUACCGCUUUGCUUCGGGUCUCAGACAUCACACAGAAAUGCCAGUAACGGAGAGGGAUCUGUGCUGGGCAUUACGAGACACGAGGCUAAAUAUCUCUGCAAUGCAAGAGGCUGCCGCACUUCUGUUAGGAACCCAUGACUUCAGCACCUUCCGUGCCUUGAGCUCAGAGACGCCCUUUAAGAACCCAGUGAAGACCCUAGAGAAGGCCCAGCUGGAAUCUGGGGUCUCGUUCAGUCAGAGACACUUUCACAGAGAUAUUCCGUUCUGGGAGCUCACUUUUAAAAGUAGAUCCUUUUUAUACAGACAAGUGCGGAGGAUGACUGGGGCGCUGGUUGCCGUCGGUCAGGGUAGACUGUCUGUUAGUCAGAUUCAGGAGCUGCUAGAAGCACGAGAUUCACUGGCGUUCCCACAAAACCUGACGGCCCCAGCCCACGGCCUGUUUCUGACCGACGUACAGUACAGAGAUACAGAAAAUGAGGGACUAUAAGGGACUGUUUCCUACUAAUAAUCAACAGAAUGUCUCGGACUCUGCUGAUAGAGCUUACUCCAGGACAUUGAUCAGUUUGUU